AAUCCACGCUGUCCUGCUCACUGGAGUGUCGCUGUGGCGCCUGUCACCGCGCUACCCCUACAGCAGACCGAACUGGCUAGGCUGGCUAGCUAGACACAGUUAUUAGUUGCCUGUCGGGUGAGUCCCGAGUCAGAGAGCGAAAUAAGGGCAGGAUAGAUAGAUCCACCCAAACAGAGUCAUCUCUACCAAGCUACGGCUGCGGCUCUUACAACCUGUCAGGACCUUACUGGGAAAACAGGAUUUUGACAGUUCAUCUUUACAAUCUGGAUACUGCAUUGCUUGGUUGCCUUCUCCAAUUGUGCAGUAGCUUGCUAGCUGGCUCCCUACCUACACGUUAACCGGAUUACUGGUGACAGUAAUUUGCAAUCACGUCUGCUGUUUGUGUAUUUUGUGAAAUUAUUAGCUAGUUAGCUAGCCACAAAGAAAUGACGGAGCUUAGAAAGCGAGGGGGAGGCGGUGACCAUGACAGCACAGAAAACAUCAGUGACAAGGAGGCUGAUGGAGAGGACAGACUGGGCCUACCCGGGGAGGUGGAGGGAGACGGAGAGGGGGAGCCUAAAGCUGACACUCCAGAGGUCCCUCCUUCCGCAGAUAACACUCCAGAAUGUCUCAACAAAGCCCUGGAAGGGCUCUCCUCCAGGUACACAAAAAACUGGUGGAUCGAAUGUUUUGUCACUGCGUAUAUUUCUGGCUUUUUCUGCUGAACUCACGUGUUGAAUGUUUUGGUUUUGAUUUAGGUCAUGUCCAUUCAGAUCAAGUGCUUCCAGGAGAUAAUAACGAUCGGGUACAGAGUCUAUCAUUCCUACGAGCUCAAGUGGUUCCGGUCACUCAGCUGGUACUUCUUGAUUUGCGUGAAUUACUUCUUCUACGGGGAGACGGUGGCAGACUAUUUUGGCGCCUUUGUUCAGAGGGAGGAGCCUCUGCAGUUCCUUGUGCGCUAUCAUCGCUUCAUCUCCUUUGCACUUUACCUGGGAGGUUUCUGCAUGUUUGUUCUGAGUUUAGUGAAGAGACAUUACCGCCUGCAGUUUUAUAUGUUUGCUUGGACCCAUGUGACGCUGUUGAUUGUGGUAACUCAGUCACACCUUGUCAUUCAGAACCUGUUUGAGGGAAUGAUCUGGUUUAUCGUUCCAAUAUCCAUUGUCAUCUGCAAUGACAUCAUGGCUUACCUCUUUGGUUUCUUCUUUGGAAGAACGCCUUUGAUUAAGCUCUCCCCAAAGAAGACCUGGGAAGGGUUUAUUGGAGGCUUCUUCGCAACAGUAGUCUUUGCAUUUAUCUUUGCCUACCUCCUUGCGCAGUACCAGUACUUUGUCUGUCCUGUCGAGUACGACAGCGAGACGAACCGGUUUGCUGUGGAGUGCCAGCCUGCUGAGAUCUUUGUGAUGCACGAGUACACCCUACCGUCGGUGAUUCAGAACACUCUGAGAUGGAAAACGGUGACCCUGUACCCGUUCCAGAUCCACAGCGUCGCCCUGUCCUCCUUCGGCUCCCUGAUCGGCCCGUUCGGCGGCUUCUUCGCCAGCGGCUUCAAAAGGGCCUUCAAAAUAAAAGAUUUCGCCGACACCAUUCCGGGGCACGGGGGCAUCAUGGACCGCUUCGAUUGCCAGUACCUGAUGGCCACGUUCGUUCAUGUCUACAUAGCCAGUUUUAUCAGGGGUCCAAACCCCAGCAAGGUCUUACAGCAGCUGCUGGCACUGCAGCCAGAGCAGCAGCUCACCAUCUUCAACACACUGCGCUCCCACCUCAGAGAGACUGGCAUACUGCCCCCUACUGGAGUGGAGGGCCAGUGAAGAACACAGACACCACUCCCUCCUUCCCCUGCCCAGCAUUUAUUUAUUUAUCCUGACUGAACAUGAAUGCACUGUAGCGUCUGAUGUCAGGGGCCGCCCAGACAACGCAACUGGAAUACACCCAACCCUGGGUCCUGCAUGAAAAACACAAAAAUCCCAGAAGUCCAUUGGGGAGAGGCAGAGGGGUCCACCAUCCUUCAAAAUCCAUUACCCAGAAGUACACAUGGGAGAGGGAGAAGGGGUCUGUCAUCCUUCAGAAAGCAUUACCCAGAAGUCCAUGAGGGAGUGGGAGAGAGAUCCACCACCUUUUGGAAAAAAUGAUCCACAAGGCUUUUCAGCACCACAUAAACACGGCGUCUUCCAGAUAUACGGACCCCAGCUCACACUGAAUGGAUGUAGAGGACGAUGUAGCGGGAAUCCCUGUCAAAGAGCUACAUCCGUGCACUAACGAUGCACUGACUCUACUCAAAGCUGCGAGGACAUGCUUACUGAAAGUUGUGUGGAUUAAACUGAUGUGUGGACUGCUGAGCCGCAGUAGGGACGUUGCACUGUUGUGUAACCCUGUCUGUUCCAACAACAGACACUGAGGACCCGGGUUUCGAGAUUUUACACACGCUAGGCUAGGUGCAUAGAGCAUCUCGUGCCGUAGUAAUAACGGUCUUAACUUCGAAACUCAGCGGGGAAAAAAGGAUCAAAACCUGAAGAUGUACAUAGGCAAUGAUGUCAUUGCUGCUGAUGUACGUCGUUUCCCCCUUUCCUUUGUGCAUUACAGAAAGUGGUGUACUUUUAGAGUAGAGAUCGAUUGAGUUUGGCUAUCCAAAGCAUGGUGAUAGCUACUGUAAAUGCAAAACUAAAGAUGCAGCACACUGAUGCAACUUUUACACUGUGUGUGUAUUAUACGUGUUUAACGUUACACACUCACAUAUAAACGUACAUCUGUAGUGUAUACAUUAGCAUAUAACCUAUAAUGCAUUACUGUACAUAUUUAUAUAUAUAUAUAUAUAAAAGAAUAUAUAUAAUAUAAAGAAUACUUAUGGGACUUGUUGCAUAUAACUGCAUUUUAAAACUAUAGAAAUAUGCAAAAAAGCAGGAUCUUUCAUGUGAUUUUAUCGUAGGUAGCAUGAAGAGGCAUCCGUAGGCUUGAGUAGUGGAGCUGGGAAAGGAUAUUCAUGGUGUUGUGGUGUGAGGCAGCUUUUGAGAGUGCACGGAAUAACUUGUACUCUGCACCUAAAGGAAGUUUGAAAUGGCUGUGCUUUGACCUGUCAGAUGAAUUCAUUUUUUAUUUUGUUUUAGUUGCACUGUAAUCGGGUUAGAGAAUGUCUUCAGCGGCAACCGUCUUAGCUUUUUAAUUGUCGCUGUCUGUUUUUAGACUUGUUUUUUGCAUUUUCUUGAAAUCACAUUUUCAGUUGCAGAACAGGAGAGUUUUACAUACAGUGAAUUACUAAAGCAAUGUUUUACAUUUAUCGUUACAUGACAUCAUGUAAUCAGAUAAAAACUUGAGAUUUCCGGUUCUCUGUUGAAAAUAAUGCAGUCACAUCACUAAAAUAAAGUACUGUAUUUUGAUGCAAGUGCUGCAUUAUUCUGAAAAAUGGAAACAGAUUUCCAUUCUAUUAGCAAAGGUUUACCAAAGUGAUGUAUUUUACUGUUCUUUUUCUUCUGUUUUUUAUUUUUUAUUUUAUUUUUAUAAGCAUAGUGGGUGGACUGUUCUUUAACAAAUUUCAACAGUUUCUACAGUUUCACCAUGAGUUCCAGCCAGGCCAUGGACAAAUGAAUAUUGUGGAAGAAUACAAAAUAAUUAUUUGCUCAAAUGCGUUAACUGGUGAUAAUUUCUAUAAUGGUUACAUAAAUAAAUACAUGUGUUCAUUCCCCUCCUCUUAGAGGGGAAAAAUACCUUUUUUGGGCCAGUUUUGGGCACUAAGGGACAAACUUGAUUGUUUUAUUUUGUGACUAACUGGUUGAUGCACGACAGUUUCUCUGUAUUAAUAUUUUAGCACUUAUCCAGUUUUUAACAACAUUUCAUUUUGAUUUCAGAUUGUUUUUGUAGUUCAGUCCAUAGGUUAAACAGGUGAAAAUUAAACAGGUGUUCUCCCUAAGACAAAAGAAUGCCCACACCGAGGGGGGGGGGGGGGGUUGUGGAUUUUGGGACCAGUAUUUUUUACUUCGUUUGUGUAAGAUUUUUCUUAAGCCCCCCUCCCCGAUUAGAUUCCACAAUUUACAGAUAACACCUGUACAUAUGAAUUUUUCUGUGGCCAUAGGCCCUAUCUUUAAAAGAUUCUGCCCACAACUGUCACACGAACAAUGGAAGCAACUCCCUAACCAAACUAAAUAAUAAGAUAUCUAUAUAAUGAGUAGGUGAAGUUGCUAAGUGAAUUAUUAUGACUUAAGUAAAAAGAUGAACAAAUGUGGUCUAUUUAUUAAGUUGUUUACAUGAAUUAAAUUUUAUUUGUAUUAUCCUCACUGUCAAAUAUUAUGUGCUGGGAAAGAUAUUAUUUAAUGUAUUUUAUUAUUUUUGACUGUUUUCAGUUUUGAUUUGCAGAAAGACUAAAUAUUCAGGAUUUUAUAAUAUCUAGCAUUUGGAAUGGGUCAGACUGAGAUUAGUACAAGAACACCACAUAAUGGAAAACAUUAUUAUUAUUAUUAUUCCAUAUUGUGAUACACUGAAUAAAUAAUAUUUUUUCUUUA
Messenger RNA from Anguilla rostrata (American eel), 4469 nucleotides. RefSeq names its product CDP-diacylglycerol synthase (phosphatidate cytidylyltransferase) 1 (gene cds1). The record is from RefSeq and is a predicted model, not a curated record. Gene Ontology annotation, cellular component: endoplasmic reticulum membrane. The transcript is spliced from 13 exons. Gene Ontology annotation, molecular function: phosphatidate cytidylyltransferase activity. Lineage: Eukaryota; Metazoa; Chordata; Actinopteri; Anguilliformes; Anguillidae.